Molecule: messenger RNA, 2053 nt
Organism: Adineta ricciae
Lineage: Eukaryota; Metazoa; Rotifera; Eurotatoria; Adinetida; Adinetidae
Source: the annotation of a GenBank genome assembly
AUGAGAAAGAUAACAACGAAAUGUUUCUCUCUUAUUCUGCUAAAUUUUAUAAUUCAAGUGAACUCACUUAUAUGUAAUAGUACAAUUCCAUAUAGUCGAUGCUCAAAAAAUAGUGCCUGUGGAUGUUUUCCUAUGGCAGGCGCUGAUAACGUUGGUAUCUGCGCAUUUCUUUGGAAGUUUUGUUCUGAGCUUGUUUCAUGUGAAUCAUCACAAGAAUGUUAUAAACGAGAUCAUAUUUGUGUUCAUCAUCAUCGAUGUAAUAGUUAUCCUGUUUGUUAUCCAUUGUCAAUGAUGAAUGAAACUAUUUGUCCAUUACAAUCAAACGUGUCACAACAAAUUAAAUUCAAUAAAUGGAAUCAAUUCGGUCGAAAUAUUGCCGGUGGAAAUGGAAAAGGAAGUGAUUUAAAUCAACUCUCUCAUCCUCGAGGAAUAUUUAUUGAUAGAAAUCAGAAUAUUUUUAUUGCAGAUUCUAAGAAUGAUCGAAUAGUUCAAUGGAAAAUCAAUGAAAACAAAGGGAAAAUUGUUGUAGAUGGAAAUGGAAAUAAAACUGAUCAAUUGAAUUCACCAACAGAUGUGAUUUAUGAUGAAGAAAAUAAUUCGUUGAUCAUUGCUUAUUCAAGAAAUAAACGAGUUAUUCGAUGGUGGAAUCAAAAUCAACAAGAAAUUCUCAUUGAUAAUAUUUCAUGUUGGAGUUUAACAAAGGAUAAAUUUGGAUUUCUUUAUGUUUCUGACACAGAUAAAAAUGAAGUUAGAAGAUGGAAAAUUGGAGAAAAGGGGGAAGGAAAAUUAGUUGCUGGUGGAAAUGGAAGAGGAAACAGAACUGAUCAAUUGAAUUCUCCUCGUUUUAUCGUUGUUAAUGAUGAACAAUCGAUUUUUGUUUCUGAUUAUAACAAUCAUCGUGUAAUGAAAUGGGAAAAAGAUGCCAAAGAAGGGAUUGUUGUUGCAGGUGGAAAUAGAAGUGGAUUUUAUCUCAAUCAAUUGGCUUUUCCCCAAGGAAUAAUUGUUGAUGAUUUUGGUCGAAUUUAUGUUUCAGACACUUACAAUCAUCGAAUAAUGCGUUGGUAUGAAGGAGGGAAAGAGGGUGAAAUAAUUGUUGGUGGAAAUGGAAAUGGUCAACAGUCAAAUCAAUUGUCAUAUCCUCAAGGUUUAUCAUUUGAUCUUCAAGGAAAUCUUUAUGUUGCUGAAUGGGAAAAUCAUCGAGUUCAAAGGUUUGAUUUAAUUUUUCAUUAAAAAAACAUCAUAAUAAUUCCGAAUUUGAAAUAAAAAUGAUUCUUUUUUGAAAAAGUUUCAAUAAAAGAAAAAACGAUAUUUAAAACAAUUUGAAACAAUUGAACAAAAUAAAAUAACGCUCGUCGAGGGAGACUCGCAUUACCCUCGACUGAUUGGGUUAUACUUCAGAUAAAACUUGCGCUUCCAAAUGAUGUCUCGAGAACGGUCCUUGUCAAUUUCAACCUUUUUCAAAACUAACCAAAUAACUGUCACCGUUCUUGUUAUUUACGUAAUGUCCAUUAUUCAUGAUCAUUUUUCACACGUGCAACAGCAGUCCGCUAUGAAUAGCUACUAUGAUCCUUGCGUCUUUUAGUGAUGCGAAACUCGAAAUUUCGACUCAACUAUUCAACUAUUUUUGCUGUCUUUUUUCAAUUAUGUGAAUAUUCGACUGCUUUCAAAACUCUUCUGUUCAUCUUCACUGAAAUGAUGUCCCUUCAGAACCCUUUUACUCACUCGCAAGUGUACGAAUACUCGAAUAAUUGAACGGAAGAGUAGACUGUUGAAUUUAAGUUUCAAACGAUAGAUAUUUGGUGUUAUGACAAUCUAUGAUUGUAUACUUUUCCUCUUCUCUCUUCUCUCUUUCUCUUCCUCUUCAUAUACAACAAUUAUCUGCUUUCUUCCUUCCUAUAUGAACUUCGACAUUAGCCUCUUAAUCCAUGUACCCAACAUAGAGAUAUUGAUAGAUUUAUCUCUUCUUCUUAUUAUGUACCAUUCAUAUGAUAUUGAUAUCAGGAAUGCACUCUUAUGUACGACUGUUUCUGCUCUCUGUGUUUUGAAAAGACUA